AUGGCGGGGAAACAGCUGAAAGAGUUCCUGAAGCCGGACGACUCGUUGUGUUUCUACACCUCGCCAUAUUUGCGAGCUCGUCAGACACUUGAGGAACUUGUGGAGGCGAUUUCAGAUACAAAUAUUCCAUAUAAAACGUACGAGGAACCAAGGAUGCGAGAACAGGAUUUCGGCAAUUUCCAGGGUACCGGAGAGGAGAUGGAGCAGAUCUGGAUUGAAAGAGCACAGUACGGACAUUUCUUCUACCGCAUACCGUACGGGGAAAGCGCGGCAGACGUCUACGAUCGGUGUGCUUCAUUCAACGAGACGCUAUUUCGGCAAUUCAGCAAAGAGAGUUUCCCUUCUGUGCUGGUCCUGGUGACCCAUGGGAUAUGGGCACGUGUCUUUCUGACCAAGUGGUUCAGAUGGAGCGUAGAGAAGUUUGAGGACCUGCAAAACGUGCCUAAUUGUCGCUGGAUAGUGAUGGAAAAAGAUGAGAACACGCAGCGUUACGCCCUGCGCACACAUCUGAAUACAUGGUCAGAGCUUGAACAGACGAAAAGAGAGGAAGAAGUCAAAAGAGAUGCCGGGAGAGAGUUCACGUUCAACAGCACAGUGCCUCUCACGGACGAUGAGGUAAGACAGGUAGCCGACGCGGAGGCGCGAGCGAAAAACGAGCAGGUGCAGAAAUCGCUAAAAAUCAAGCGUCUGUUCGAUAAGUUGAAACAAGACUGUCAAGACGCGGACGACGACCACGAAGAUCAAAGUUGCAAAAAUAAAGUGUAA
Molecule: messenger RNA, 765 nt
Organism: Ogataea angusta
Lineage: Eukaryota; Fungi; Ascomycota; Pichiomycetes; Pichiales; Pichiaceae
Exons: 1
Coding region: 1-765 (254 amino acids)
Molecular function (GO): phosphatase activity
Source: RefSeq, a predicted model, not a curated record